GGGGGAGUAGAACUACGGUCAACGUAUUUAACAGGUUGUGAUGAAAGAAUGAAAGAUGAAACUGAUAACUGAGUAUAUGCAAAUGAUAAGAGAAUCAAGAAAAGGAAGAGGGAUGGCACAAAUUCCUGGUAAAAACAGAGCAAAUGUAUCGAGGAAGAAAGGAUGGACUCUCCUAAAUUGCCGAUUCAGGUUUCCAGUCGAUGGUCAGUGAAACGUACGGUCCCUUUCAGACAACCUCAAUUUUGUUUGUGUCCGUGGGGUCCUUACCUCCGCAAUUUACUUUGCUAUGCUCCCCCAUUUUCUUCCCUUUCAUUUUUCAUCGUCUCUUUUCCAUCAACAAUUCUUCCCUUCUUCUCACUCUACUCAUAACUGCAUCCGACAUGAUGUUUGAUAUAAUGAUCUUUCAAGAACUGGCCUUUACUGUGGCACUAUCUGUAGUGAUCUAUUUCAUCUUCUGCAAAUUCAAUUCAUGGGUUUCCCAGGAAAGGGGCAAGAUUCAGUCUUUCUGCUGUGUAGAUGCUAGUGAAAAGGCAGUUUUGUGCGAGUGCAAAGAUGGGAAGCUGGAAUUCAAGGAUUUAGUGACGGAUAGUAAUGAUUUCAUUGGUGAUCAUCUCGAAGUAGAAGAUGGGGAAGUCAAGAAAAAAGAAGUUUUAUCUCCUGUCGGUGGGGAUGGUGGAACACCACACGAAGUAUUUGAUGAAAGUCUUAUUAGAAGAAAGGUUCAAGAAAUUGAGGUAGAGCGUAAUCUUGAGGAUGAUCAUCCAGAAAUCCAGGUUGAACUUGGGGAGAUUGAAGGAUCAUCAAAAAUGAAUGAAGAUGGGGUUGUGGAGGGAAGGGCUAAGGAUGAGAUAUUAAGAGCAGGCAGCACGGAUGGGGAGGAGGGGCUGUUUGAUGAUUGGGAGGGGAUUGAGAGAACAGAUUUGGAGAAGGAAUUUAGUAGUGCAGUGGUGUUUGUGGAUUCAAAAGGCAAUACUGACCGACUUGUGGACGACGUGAAGAUGCAGCUUUAUGGCCUUCACAAGGUUGCUACAGAGGGUCCUUGUUGCACACCUCAGCCAAUGGCAUUCAAGCUCUCGGCUCGUGCCAAAUGGAAUGCUUGGCAGAAGCUAGGUGACAUUAGCCAGGACGUGGCAAUGGAGCAAUAUAUAGCACUUCUGUCAAGAAGCAUAACCGAUUGGAAGGAUGAACAAUGAAAGCUAGAUUCAUGGAAAAUGCUGCCCCCGGGAACUCCAGAUCAGUUGGAGAACAUUCAUUUCAUCAUCUUAGGAUUGCAAGUACAAAAUGUAUGGGUAUCUAUGUCUGUUUCUAGUGUAUAUUCAAAAGGGAUAUGCUGUGGUAAGUUUAUGUAAAUAAUUCAGGUUACUGUGUAUUAUCUAAAAUGCAUUAUCAUGCAUUUUAUAUUUUUUAUAACAGUGUAGGAAUAAGUGACCAGAAAUGGUGGAUAACAAAAUAGAUGAUUCUUUUUUAUUGGAAUCCCUUUAGGCCAUUAAAAGUACAAAUAUCAUCCAUUUAAUAACCCUUCCC
Cuscuta epithymum is the source of this 1524-nucleotide messenger RNA. Lineage: Eukaryota; Viridiplantae; Streptophyta; Magnoliopsida; Solanales; Convolvulaceae. The record is from the annotation of a GenBank genome assembly.